This is a messenger RNA of Penicillium chermesinum, 483 nucleotides long. RefSeq lists its product as uncharacterized. The transcript is spliced from 2 exons. The coding region runs from base 1 to 483 and encodes 160 amino acids. NCBI's taxonomy places the organism in Eukaryota, Fungi, Ascomycota, Eurotiomycetes, Eurotiales, Aspergillaceae. The record is from RefSeq and is a predicted model, not a curated record.
AUGCUUAACAUAUUUGUUGCCCGCGAUGACAAGAGCGACGGUCUCUCCCCUGCUAUGUCUUGGACUGGUCGCUGGUCUGCUUCUCUCCGCCGCAAGCGCCAAGCUAAGAAAGAAUCUCUGCUUCCCAUCCACAACGGCCAAACUCCCCACCAUCAGCGCCGUCUUACAAUCACCGCCGGCAAGACUGAAUCUGUCGUCGUUUACGACGAGAAGCGCGCCCUCAUGGAGACCUCAGAUAGCCCUCCCCCGAGCCCCGUUCCGGAGAUCCGCAUCACGUUCCCCGAGGAGGAAGAUGAGUCUGGAAAGCGCAAGUCCGGCCGCAUGGUUGUCGUCCGAAUUAGCGAUGCUGGAAGUAUUGGCCUGGAACCUUGCCAUGACGAACUUCCUCCGUAUCAAACCAACGACACGGGUCGAUUCCAGUCACUUGACCUCGAGCGCAUGGGUGGUCUGAAGGAGAAAGAGGACACGAAGAGUUAUUCAUAA